AUGUCGAACGCGAUAGAGGAUCCCCGGGUCAGGGCGGCCAUUGAGCACUACCUGUUAGAUCUGGAGAACACCCAGCCGAAGAAUACGAAGCGAAAUUAUCGUCCCAAGCAGGAAGAAUGGAAGGAGUGGUGUCAAGCCAACUGGCCUGCGAUCCCGGACGUUUGGCCGGCCUCAGUACCACAGGGCCAACAGCUACCGGGAGACCUGGUCGACGAAGGAAAGCUCUUGCUUUUCAUGAAGGAGGAAGCCAAGAGGGCCGUGAAAAACCGUAGAGCACCAUCAGAUACCAUCGUUGUAGGUGGCGGAGGUAGCGAAUACGAGUCAGACUCCGACUUGGAGUUGUAUGAGUCCACGCUCAAACUACAGUAUAAUACUGUACGGGGCUACGUCUCGGCCAUACAGAUGCUUUACGACGAGCAGAAGAGCCGGGGGGUCAAUCCUGCGGCCCGGCCACAGGGAGUGGCGCUGAAGGCGCUCAAGCGCAGCAUUCUUGCAACGACUUGGAGCCGGAAGAGGAAGGAGUACAUGGACAGGGGAGUUGGAAUUCUGAGAGAUAUAGAUCGCCUGCGCCCUGAGGACGCAGGUGGACUUCUGCUCGGGAACCACAUGCUACUGCGGUCUGGCAACCGCCUGCCGAUGGAGUUGGCAGACUGCUUUCCCCUGGACUUACCCAACGAGGGCUUCAAGGCCCAGGGGUAUACCACAAAGGCGCUGGUUGUCGUGAUGAACUGUGGGAGGACCAACCAGCACGGCCGCAUGGAGUACGGAUCUCCUUUUCGGCAUCGAUAUCCCAGGUCUUGUCUCAUCGGCGCCCUCGCGUUCUGGCUUUUCUGGCGCUGGCAGGUAGAAAAGGCGGAAAGGUUUCCGUCUUCCAAAGAAGCGAAGACUGGUAUGAAACGAAGGUGCUCCGCCGAUCGGCGAAAGAGCCUCAAGGUAAGCAUGAUGGCAUUCACCAGGAUCCGAUAA
Molecule: messenger RNA, 966 nt
Organism: Hirsutella rhossiliensis
Lineage: Eukaryota; Fungi; Ascomycota; Sordariomycetes; Hypocreales; Ophiocordycipitaceae
Product: centromere DNA-binding protein complex CBF3 subunit
Exons: 5
Coding region: 1-966 (321 amino acids)
Molecular function (GO): DNA binding
Source: RefSeq, a predicted model, not a curated record